CCGGGAGUCAAUCAGCAUCAACACACACGCCCCUCGGUCUUGAAACUUGAGGAUGUCUCCCCUGUGAUGGUGGCGCUCCUCAUCAUCGCACCCAGGCUCUGACUCCAUGCUGCUCCCAGCCUGCCCUGCGUGUGUGCGCCGGACCCUUGCCAUGACCCUCCACCCUCUGGUCACCCUCGGCCUCUCCCCUGUGCUGGGGCUCCUCAGCCUGCAGGUGCUCUCCGUGGGCAGCACCACGCCCAUCAUAUCGAGUAGGCAUCAGCAAGUUGCAGACCAAGCAAGCUGUUCAAACCUGUGCAAGCAAAAUGUCACCUCUUGUGACUGGUUUCUGUAUGGAGCAAAUCAAAAACUAUGUUUUCUUUUGAAAUGUCCUGAACCUGGAGUUUGCGAAAAUGCCACUGUUGAAGCUCUAUCAAGCCAAGGUGCCGGUAGUGGAUCUAGAGGUGAGCCUGAGCCUGCGCCUUCACCUCCCAUCAGCCCCAACCUCUCUAAGCCCCUUGUAAGCUCCAUAGCCCAGCCAGUAGAUGCUGUACCCCUCAAGAAAACUCAGAGCACUUUAAAUCCUCAAGAUACCAUGGCUCUACAACAGCAGGAGCCAACCAGAAACCAGAGUUCAUCAGCAGGAGCCAACCACGACCUUAGUGAAAACGACAGUGCUAAUAUCAAAAACACCUCUUCUGAACAACCCACAAAUAUUACCACCUCCAAACCUACUACAACUGAAAAUGUCUCCAUAGCCAUAUCAACAGCCACCACAACAACAACAGCCACAACAACAACAGCCACCACAACAACAGCUACCACAACAAAAGCCACUACAACAAAAGCCACCACGACAACCUCCUCCCCAACUACCAACUCAAACACAGCACCACCCACUGAGGGCACUGCAAGGAAAACCAAUGCAACAACAUUAUCUCCAACUACCACAUCAGCCAGCACAUCAAAGCCAGCACCUACCACUACUCAGACAUCACCUUUGCCGGCAACUACCAUGACCACUGCCACCUCUCCUCCUCCACCACCACCUGCUCCUACUACAAAAUUGCCACAAACGUCCAGCUCACCAACAACACAGCAACCCACAACGCCACCAACACCACCUGUAACCACACAUACAGUCACAAAAGCUGAUGAAGAGAAGCCAUCGCCAACCACUCAGAAAGUCCUCAAUCCACCUACUACGUCUGAGAGCCCUGUAGCUCUGACCACCUCUCCCAAGUCUGUGACCAAAGGACCAGUCAGCAACACGAGCAAAGGCAUUGUAGGCAUCACCAUGGGACCUUUCAGCGGUCGUCUGGUGGACACCAGCUCUCUGUUGGCAGUGCUCCUGUUUGGCCUGUUGUUCUUUGUGGUGACUGUGGUCUUGUUCCUCACGCAGGCGUAUGAGAGCUACCGAAGGAAGGACUACACCCAGGUGGAUUACCUGAUCAAUGGAAUGUAUUCUGACUCAGGGGUCUGAUGUAGGAAAUCCGUUUACACUGCAUUGUGGCUAUAAUUGGUCUAAUUUGAACAGGGAAAUCACCAGAGGUUUGCAACCUCUUCAACCACAAACUCACUUGUCCUUAAGGUACUAACUCGACAAGAUACAUGAAGAGAUUGCAUACUGAUCUGUCGUGGGAUAACACCGUAAUCAUUUCAGCCUCUGCGUAUGACAGGAUUGUGGGCCAAUGUGUGAUUACAUGAUGUAUACAUUUAUUUUUUUAUGAUAUGCAUUUUUUUCUAUGCAGAGGAUGCUUCCACUUUGUACUCAUGGCACAUAGGACGAAAGCCUUAGUAUUGACUUUAUAUUUUCUUGUUCGAAUGUCAUUUCAUGAAGUUCUCUAGUGCAAUAUGUGAGAUGUCAUGUUAUAGGGUCCAGUAUUUCCAUUUCACAGCAAAUAAUUUUGUUUUGCACUAUUUGUCUUUUUUUUUUUUUUCAAAGUGUGAUUAGUCAGUUGACUACUCAAGGAGUACAUUAAUAAUGGAUGCCUUUUGAUUCUGGUCAUCACCAGGUUAUUUUUGUGGUUUACCAUUUCACUCCUUGAAUUGAGAUUGGAUGCCAAAACAGUCACUGUGGAACUGAAGCACAUUGUUGUUAAGCUAAGGGAAUUGUGUAGCCAUUAUGAACCACGUUUCCAGGAGCCAGAGAAGUUAGUUUGCUUUCCAGAUUAAACUCUGGCAUUUUGGAAGUCUUAUGAGGAGGAAAGAUACAGGUGUGAUGGCCUGUUAUGUGCCAAGUCUUUCAAGUCUUAACUAAAUGCACUUCUGCAAAUGAAAUGUACUUUACAACAAAAUAAUAAAGACUAAAUUGGCAGAUA
This is a messenger RNA of Sardina pilchardus (European sardine), 2300 nucleotides long. RefSeq lists its product as uncharacterized. Bases 107 to 1462 code for a protein of 451 amino acids. The record is from RefSeq and is a predicted model, not a curated record. Lineage: Eukaryota; Metazoa; Chordata; Actinopteri; Clupeiformes; Clupeidae. The transcript has 4 exons.